Trypanosoma conorhini is the source of this 438-nucleotide messenger RNA. RefSeq lists its product as uncharacterized. The coding region runs from base 1 to 438 and encodes 145 amino acids. The transcript has a single exon. The record is from RefSeq and is a predicted model, not a curated record. Lineage: Eukaryota; Euglenozoa; Kinetoplastea; Trypanosomatida; Trypanosomatidae.
AUGUGCAUGUGUGCAUGUGUGUGUGUGUGUCUGUUUGCGUGCCUCGCCUGCGGUCCAUGCGACGGAGUGGCGAGUCCGGCCCGCGCUGGCCGCAGUGGCGGCGGCAUCCCGCUCCUUCCACUCCGCUCCCUGCGUCCCGUGUGUGUUGUCGCUCUUCCCAAGCAAAGGAGUAGCGGGGUGUCUGCGCCGACAGGCAGGAUGGACUCAGCGGCCCUUCAGAAGGAGCUCUUCGACUAUGAGGGGCGCGUGCGCGUCGAGAAGCACGCGAGGGAAGUGGCGGCGCGAAACGCGCAGUACAUCUCCGAGCACCCGGAGAUCACGCCGGUGCUGCACGACAUUCUGCAGCACCUCCUCAUCCACAAGCCGGAGGAGCCGCUGGCGGCGAUACAAGACUACGCCCGGGCCCGCCUGCCACCGGCACGGAGGCGGCCAACGUGA